GUUUAGCUGCGUAGAGGGGCGGGGUUUCAUCAUGGCGUCGUCCAUGUGAAGCGAGACGCGCGUCAGGUUCCGCAGGAUAAAAAAAAUGUUGGAGCUCCAAAGAUAAAAUAAAAAUGCCUGCUGUCUGUGAUUCCCUUCUUGGAGACAUUGAAGAUAUCAUCUCAGAGCAAGACCCAAAGCCGCAAGACCUGCAGUUCAGGAGAAAAAAUGUUAUUCCUAAAGUGCGGAAACGCCAUUCACAAAAAAAUGUAGAGGCAGAUUAUGAUGAUCCCCCAAGUGACAGUGUCAUUCCUGGUGUACAGAAAAUUUGGAUACGCACAUGGGGAUGUUCUCAUAAUAGUUCAGAUGGAGAAUACAUGGCUGGACAACUGGCUGCAUAUGGAUACAGAAUUACAGACAAUGCUGCAGAAGCUGAUCUGUGGCUUCUGAACAGCUGUACUGUAAAAAGCCCUGCUGAAGACCACUUUAGAAACUCAAUUAAGAAAGCACAAGAAGAAAAAAAGAAAGUUGUUCUAGCUGGAUGUGUUCCACAAGCCCAGCCUCGACAAGACUACCUACAAGGCCUGAGUAUCAUUGGGGUUCAGCAGAUAGAUCGUGUCGUGGAAGUUGUUGAGGAGACUAUCAAAGGUCACUCUGUGAGAUUGCUGGGUCAGAAAAAGGAUAAUGGAAAACGGUUGGGGGGAGCGCGAUUGGAUUUGCCAAAGAUUAGAAAGAACCCACUGAUAGAAAUAAUUUCCAUCAAUACAGGGUGUUUGAAUGCAUGUACCUACUGUAAAACUAAGCAUGCCAGAGGAGAUCUAGCAAGUUAUCCUAUUGAAGAACUGGUAAACAGAGCCAAACAAUCCUUUCAAGAAGGGGUAUGUGAGAUAUGGCUGACCAGUGAAGACACAGGGGCUUAUGGAAGAGACAUUGGCACAGACCUCCCUACUCUCCUAUGGAAGCUGGUUGAAGUGAUCCCUGAGGGAGCAAUGCUGAGACUUGGCAUGACGAACCCUCCCUAUAUUUUAGAGCAUCUGGAGGAAAUGGCAAAAAUUCUCAACCAUCCAAGAGUCUAUGCAUUUCUUCAUGUACCAGUUCAAAGUGCCUCUGAUAGCGUACUCAUGGACAUGAAGAGGGAAUACUGUCUGGCGGACUUCAAAAGGGUAGUGGAUUUCCUUAAAGAAAAAGUGCCUGGAAUAACAAUUGCCACAGACAUCAUUUGUGGGUUUCCAGGGGAAACAGAUGAAGAUUUUCAAGAAACCAUGAAGCUUGUAGAAGAGUACAAGUUUCCAAGUCUCUUUAUUAACCAGUUUUACCCCAGGCCUGGGACUCCUGCUGCAAAAAUGCAUCAAGUUCCAGCCCAAGUAAAAAAACAGAGAACGAAAGAACUGUCAAGAUUGUUUCACUCGUACAACCCAUAUGAUCACAAGGUCUGCAGUCCUAACAGCCACCCUGUCCUAUAUGAUUGCUUAUAAAGCUGUGUCUCCCUCUGGAAAUCUCAAGAAAUAAGAUGAUUUCUGCGCAGGACACAAAUAAGUAUGUAUGUUCAACAUUUCACAUGCCUCACAUAUACCACACUAAACUUCGUAACUCAUGGCCCUUGCAGAAGAAGAGAGAAGUGUUAGCAUAUUCAAAAUGUUGUCUCUCCCUCCCCCCCCCCCCAAUAUCUCUCUCUCACACACACACACAUGCACAUGUAGAUUUCAGCUAUAAAUCUCAGAAUAGGAUGGAAAGAAAAACUCAUAAUAUUGAGAAGAAAUGCUGUGUUUGUGAGAGGGAAAGAGUGGUGAUUGUGGUAUUGUUAGUGGUAAAUUAAGGUUACAGGCCAUUUAUAUUUCUAUAAAAUCGGGGGAAAUGUGAAAAUAGGUUUUGAUAUAAGGUUACAGAAUUUGUUUAUAAAAGUUAAUGGACAUUAAAUAACUUGCAACACAUGGAAACUGAAAGAGUGAAUUAUUUAUCUACAUUUACACCCCACAUUGCAACUCUCCAUGUCUCCAGGGCGGCUUAACAGUUAAAAAGGGAAUUUUAAAAUGCAGUGCAAUGAAUGAAACACUAAAAUAAAACUGGCAAAACCGAUAGAUUUAAAAAAAAAAUCUCAGAGACGCACAACAAGGUAACAACAGUACUCCCAGCUGCUUAACAGAUAAAUGAAGUAUCUUUAUUUUUUGAUAUUGCUUGAUAAGAAGAGGCUAGGGAAAACAUAUUUUCAGAUUCCCCAGGUUUCCCUACAGAGUUUUAAUUCCUUCUUCUUUAGUUCUGCAUAACACCAGGCUUUCCAGCAAAGUAAACGUUCCACCCUUAUCUUGCAUGCCAAGCUGACUUCAGCAUCUGAGAAGCUUAAGAACUCGAUACAUCAAAUUACCCUGCUCGAACUGUUGUUUAGUGCAGGCCAUUUUGUCCUGUCAUCCUUGUGACAGGAUGUCAAAGCUUUGCUUUCCGUUGCCAGCAUCUGCAGGAAUCUGAUAUGCUACCUCCUCAUUACACAGGGGACAAACAUCAAGCAAUGGUGAUGGAAACCAGCAAGUCAGACAGCUGCAGGCACUGGAAACUGCUGCUGCUGGACUGCAUCAGCCUUGUGCUAGAAAUAAUUUUUCCCUCUCUCAACUUCUUUAUUCAAUUAUGUUGGCUUUUUGAACAUUCUGCUUUUCUUACAACAGCUUCGUUUCUUAUUGCAUGUUUUUUAUUGUACUAAAAGCAAACAGAAAAGCAUGCAAAACUUCGAAGAUUUUUUCUGAGAAAUCAUAAUAUAUUCUGUGGCAGCAACACCUAUCUCUUUGUUCAGCCACUUUAUUGAGCCAAUGCAUGUCCGGACAUGUGUAGAAGCGACUUCCGGUGCCGCGCUACCCAUGUUUGGGCACCGAAAAUCAGGCAGCGCCAGGACCCGAAAUGGACCCUCCCUGGCAGGUAAGAAAUCUGGGGGAUUUACGGGAUUUUUUUCAAUCCAGGCUGCCAGCGGGAAACUUUAAAAUACGGGGGUUUUCCGCGAAAAACGGGAGACUUGGCAGCUAUGCCCCUGAGGCUUGAAAAGCAAUUUUAAAAGGUACAUCAUAAAUAGGCCAAAUCAGCUGCUAGAGGAUAUGGGGAGGGGCAUGCGCCUUGAAAGUAAAGGCAAAUGACAAACCCAUUGCCCAAUCAACCACAUUGAUGCACGUGCCUGUCCUGCCUGCUCUGGAGCUCUCAAUAAUGCAAACGAAAGCAAAGCAUCCAUUGACUUCUUGUCAUGAUUUUAGUCUGCAUUGUUAUUUUGUUUUCACUGGCAGCACAAUCCCGGUGGGGUUCCAUCGUGGCUGUCCCCCCACCCGCGCUGGGCACCACGCCCCCGCAGGUGGCUGUCACACCCCCAGAAUGCAUGCCACGCCCACGGGAUGCAUGCCAGCCCCGCCCCCACCUCUUCGCCCCCCCAUGCCAGAAUAUGAAGCUCCGCCACUGUUUGUUUAUUAUUAUUUUUUAGUUUGCAGGCUAUAUAGUUCUAAUUAGAUAGGCUACUUAUGGUCCCAAGAGUUGUGCUCGUGCUUUUUGACGUCUGCAGUUACAAUGGAUAUUGGGUUUUCGAAAGGAACAGUUUGAGGAGGAGUCAUCUGGUGAUGGUAAGCUGGCUGGUUUGAGGAAGGUCAUAGUACUGAAUGGCCAUUUUGCGUGGCAGGUAUUAUGGCUCUUAUUAUUGCCAGUUUUGAAAUAACAAAUUAGUAUAGCAGUCUUUCCCAGUUGGCAUCUGUAUUGGAAUUGUUUUUGGAUGUUUUAAUUCUUUUAUUGCUUGUGUGUUUGCUGCCCUUGGCUCCUUUGGGAGGAAGGGCGGGUUAUAAAUUAAUUAAUUACUAGUUCCCAGAAUAUACCAAAGAUUAAACAGUAAAGCCAUGAGGCAAAGUACAGAAGUGAUUUGCGGGGAGAGACUAAAAAUCCAGGCAGCAAGAGUUGUUUCCUGCAUGGAACAAAAGUAUACAUCAUAUCAGCAGUAAAAAAAAAAAAGAAACUCCAAACCAAAAUGCUUCGAAAUGCUUCUGACAUAUCCAGCUUGUUUUCUCUUGCGCUCAUUUCCUAAUUUGCUCUUCCACAUGUUUCAGUAUUAGAGACAAUUUAUGGAAAUGACGCCUCAGGACCAUGACCCAUUUUGUGUGGAUGUCAGACUUCUAUCUGAUUCCUGCUGUCUGUGCUUUUGCAGCCUUCCUUAGAUCAAGCUUAUAUUUAUGGAGAGUUUGGUGUCUGAGUUUCAUUCAGGGGCAAUCUUGAACUCGACCCUCUGCUCUGGGUCCCACUUUAAUUUUGUGAUUAAAGCAGGGGUGCCAACCCUUUUGGGCCCUGGGGCACACUUGCAAACCAGAGAAACUGUUAUGGGUGCCAUGCACACACCACAAGUGUGUUCACAUGCAUGCACCACAGCCAAACACAGGCACACGUGGAGCCCAGCCACAUGCUCACUCUUUCCCCUCCCACCAAAGUGAAAUCUCCAGCCACUUGAUGCGCUGGAGCCAAUAGAACAUCUGGUGUUGUUUGCAAAAGACUUUUACUGUACAUUCACUCUGUGAUUUCAUUUCCAAAACUUAUCUCCCGAAAUAAUAUUGUUUUGAGAAGUUAAUGCUGCAAUUACACUUUUUUCAAAUAAGCUGCUGUAUAUUCCUGCGUAUAAGACUAUCUUUUAACCCAGGAAAAUCUUCUCAAAAGUCAGGGGUCGUCUUAUACGCAGGGUCGUAUUUCUUAUACGGCGAGUAUAUCCCAAACUAUAUUUUAACUGGAAAAGUUGGGGGUCGUCUUAUACGCCCAGUCGUCUUAUACGUCGUAAUAUACGGUAUGCCAUAGUGGUGCUCAAAUUAUAUGAAACCAUUUUGAGUUCUGUUUGGUUGUUCAUUGUUGUUUGAUCGCUCACUGAGUCAAAUGAAAAUUUCAGUGGUUCUGCCAAGUGAUUUUACAAUAUUGUUGUGUUGCCUCGCAGCAGCAGGCUAUUUUGUUAAGAGUAUAGUUAAGUCAUACUGAGCAGCUCACUUUAAUCUUACCCAAAUCUACUAAUUACCAAGGAAGAUGCUGCCUUGUAGAAAAAGGAUUGUAUCUAUUUUCUAUAGCAGCAGUUGUCAUUAUCAGCUCCCAUAGAUUAUUGAUUAGUUCUCCAAUUUCUGGGUCUGGUGAACUAAAUUCAGACAAAAAAGUGUUAUCUUGCCUUGACUGCCUCUUAGAUAACUGAAAAUGAUCACACUUCCGAAUCUGCAAUUUUAAAUUAAUACCUGUAAAUGUUAAAGUUUACCCAAUCUAAGUACCACACUCGUGGAGGUGAGGUUUUAAAUCUCCAAUGACCCAUUCUCCAUUUCAGUCUUACUUACAGCCCCAAGUAAAACUUUAUCUUUAUAUUGCAGUACUGAACCAAGCUCUCUUGUCCUAGAAGGUUGUCCUCUCUGGACAGCUGAGAACCUUGUACAAGGUGCUUAAAUGAUUGGUAGAUUAUCUAGAUCAGGCAUCCCCAAACUGCGGCCCUCCAGAUGUUUUGGCCUACAACUCCCAUGAUCCCUAGCUAACAGGACCAGUGGUCGGGGAAGAUGGGAAUUGUAGUCCAAAACAUCUGGAGGGCCGAAGUUUGGGGAUGCCUGAUCUAGAUCCAUUUCAAGCUGUCUUCAGGCCUGGUUUUUGACACCAGAACAAUCUUAGGAAAGAGACCAAAGGAGUGGAGCCUUCUUGAUUCUUCAAGAUACCUGGGAAUACUCUUUCUCUCUCAAAGAGGCAUUAAUAACCUUCUUGGUCCACUCCAUCAGUCAUCAAUAGCUAGAUGGUAAAGUAUGCAGGUACAGUAGUUAUAUCUGUCCAAGUACUUUAUCUACAUAUUCAGGCUGCACCCACUGAAACUGAUCCUAUUCAGCUGGACAGCAUGGUGUUCUGGCUACAUCCAUGCUGCUCCAAGAGUAGUGUCAAGGUCAGCAUGGAGAAUUAUGAAUAUUUGAAAAGGCCACCGUGAUCAGUAUAAUCCAAAGGUGUGGAGAACGUAAUGUGGAACUCCCACAGUUUUGCCAUAGCCCUAGUUGUAUAAAUCUAUCACUGGUGAAAUGUUUGGACUCAUUAGUUGGGUCUGCUGUAGGUAUGUUGCUCUGACAAGACAUAAAUAUUUUUAUUUUCAGUCCAUAUCAUGAAAGCCAUACAAUGUAUGACAUCUUUCUCAGUAUCUGCUCAGAACCUCAAAAGCAACAUUUUUAAAGCUGUAAGUGAUCAGUAUAAUUUCCAAUAAAAAUAGAAAAUAUGUGGCCUUUUUUGAAUGAGCUCAUUUAACUACUUCAGUCUUUCAUAUUUACUGCAUUACAUCAGUGUGUAUAUAGAGUUAGAUCAGGUUUCAUAAUAGCUGAACAAAUAAUUUAAAAUCAGUCUCCUGUCUGGGAAUAUAUUUUUGUAAGUUACUAUUCUUACAUAACUUCAGAUUAAUAGGCUUUUUUUCUAAAGAAGGAAAAAAUGGAAUGAUAUCUGUGUAAUGAUUUCUAUAUUUUGCAAAAUACAUUGGCUAUGGUCCAAAGGACAUAUCUAGACAUAUCUCAAGGUUCUUCUAGUUAUUUUUGAACAAAUCCCUUAAACUGCUUUUGAAGUCUAUUGACUUCAAGCAACUUGGCAAUAAAGAACCACGAAAGUUAAUUGCUGUUCAGUAGCUAGUAUUUUAGCUAGUGUUGACAUUUAGAUGACCUACUUUGUGGCUGAGUGGAAGCCAACUAGUUUAUUCAACAAGGUGGCAACUUUCAUAUAUGUACCCCACAUCUGAUUGAUUGAUUGAUUAAAUUUAUACGAUCACUCAUUAAUUAAUAUACCAUACCAUUUAAGUCAUACCUCGGUUUAAGUACGCUUUGGUUUGAGUACUUUCAGUUUAAGUACUCCGCAGACCCGUCUGGAAUGGAUUAAUCCACUUUCCAUUACUUUCAAUGGGAAAGUUCGCUUCAGGUUAAAUGCGCUUCAGGUUAAGUACAGACUUCCGGAACCAAUUGUGUACUUAAACCGAGGUACCACUGUACAUGGCACUAAUAUUAAAAUUAGAGGGUGCGGGUGGUGCUGUGGUCUUAAACCACUGAGCCUCUUGGGCUUGCCGAUCAGAAAGUCGGCAGUUCAAAUCCCCGCGACAGGGUGAGCUCCUGUUGCUCAGUCCCAGCUCCUGCCAACCUAGCAGUUCAAAAGCAUGUCAAAGUGCAAGUAGAUAAAUAGGUACUGCUCUGGUGGGAAGGUAAACUGCAUUUCUGUGCGCUGCUCUGCUUCACCAGAAGCAGUUUAGUCAUGCUGGCCACAUGACCCGGAAGCUGUACACCAGCUCCCUUGGCCAGUAAAGCAAGAUGAGCGCCACAACCCCAGAGUCGUCCACGACUGGACCGAAUGGUCAGGGGUCCCUUUACCUUUACCUUUAAUAUUAAAAUUAGAUUUUAAAAGCCUGUCAAAAUACAUUGUUAUGUAGACUAUAUCUGUGAAAUGCAAUAAUUUUUUAAUUGUUCAGCAUCUACAGAGUUUAUGCCUAGCCAUAUUGGUAGAGCACUCAGCUUAUUUUGGUGAUGACAUAACUAACUAGUCCACUGCAAUAAAAUGCUAUUCAAGGUAUAAUGAACCAUUUGAAUUUGAUAAUUGUAAUACAGAAGUGUGAUCAAACACAUUAAACUGCUGGUCACAUUGGUCCAUGUCAUUACCUGCUUCCUCCUGACACUUUAUAACUUCUCAAAUUUAACAGUGAGAAUUUCUUUAUUUUUAUAUUUCAAUUCAGAGAGAGAGAAUACUAUAUUCACAAAUCCAACAUCUGUUCUGAUUUCUGUUCUGCAAGGGAGAAACUAGACUAGACAAAUCAACUGCAAUGAUGUUUUCCGAACAGCUGAAAAGGAAUCUAAUUUAUUGGCAAACUUGACAGUUAUGAUGCAAAUUGGACGAAGCCACUGGUUUAUGCCUAUUUCAGCACACAGCAGCUGUUGAAAAGUAAGUUUUCAGCCUCUGGAAAACUGAAACAAUCGAGCCAAACAGAUUGAAUCAAUUUAAUUGCGAUCUACAAAUCUCAAGAAAAUAGUAUUGCACUUAUAUAAAAAAAGAUGCUAUAGUUUUUCUAAGAAUUGGCUUACAAAGGUAUAUCUUCAUAGGAAAAAGAGACAGUAUGCAGUUUAAUUUCCUCUUAAAAUCAUAAUCCUAAUAUUGUUUCAUAGUACAAUGGUUUUUCAUAUUUUAUAUUGUACAGCAGGUGGAUAUGUUAGCAUGUGAGUGCUUUCAGAACAUGGCUGAAGAAAUAGUGAGAUUGCGUUCUAUCACAUAAUUUCAGCUUAUUUUUGAUGAAAGAGCCAUGAUACAACACUAUUUAGUUAAUUUAAAGACCAUUUGUUGUAGUGAAAUAUGUUUUUGCCUGGAAGGGGAAACAUACUGUUGUCAGCUGGUAUUGAUUAGUACAAACUACCAAUGCAUAACAUUUACUCCCCCUCCCCCCCCAAAAAAAUAGAAUUCUGACAGACUGAGCAGAUACAAUUAUGUACUGCAUUUUUCGCUCCGUAAGAUGCACCGGACCAUAAAACACACUUAGUUUUUAGAGGAGAAAACAAGAAAAAAAAAAUUCUGCUGGUCCCACCGCCUCUCCCAACGGCGGCUACCAAGCCUGCUGUUGCAAGCCAGAGGGACCAGCGGCCCAAAAGGGCUCCUUUCGGGCUGCUAAGACACACAGACAUUUUCCCUUCGUUUUUAGGAGGGAAAAAGUGCAUCUUAUGGAGCAAAAAAUACCUUGUGUCACACAUUUUUUUCUAAAGAAAACAGUUCUAAGGCCUGCCGUAUCUAAUCAUCACUCUAGUAAUGCAGAUUCCUGCAUCCCUUCAGCAAUUUGUUGCUGGAAAUAAAUCCCUCUUCCCCUUUGGGUCUUAAUCAUGGUUUAUUUGUAUAUUUCGUAUUUAUAUGAAAGACUUCAAUCAACCAGAAGGACACAAAGCUUUGAUGCAAUAGAACAAGGGAGAACAUAAAGCCAAUGGGUUGGAUGUGGAAGGUGGAGCCUCUUACUUGCCCUACAGUGCUGCCUCUCCUCCUUACCCCAUGCCCAUGCAGGAAUUAGGCUUUUUAAAAGCUUGCAUUCAAAUGGAACCUUAUUUUUAGCCUAAUUGUUGCGUGGGCAUGCUCUGGUGGCGAUGAUCACAGUUGGGAGGAUAAUAUUAAUUCUCUAGUUCCUACACACUGUGAAGCCCUCAGUGCUGUUAAUGGGAACUUUAAAAAAUAAUAAUAAAAGCCAAGCCAAAUUGCAAAGGGGGAGAGAGAGAGAGAGAGAGAAUGGAAUUGAUGGAAGGCAAGAGGGGCAGCUUUCACCUUGCCCAGUUUUAGCUCUAACUCUUCCCACCACUGCCAUGCAACCCUUGUGGUGUAGUAAAUGUUCAGGAGCUCAUCCUGACAGCCCCCAUAGCCAUGACUCCAGGGACAGGCUGUUAGGAUCAGCUGACAGUCAGAAUAGUGUGCUAGCAAAGGUAUUGGUUAACAUAUUAGAUGUUGGCUGGAUUUAUAUCCCUGAUUAGCCAUGAAGUUCAUUGGUUGAUCUUGGGCCAGUCACUGAGUCAGCCAGAUUUCCUAUACUUAAUGUAUCUAUUCAGAAUGUCAGAGGUUAUUUCGUCAGCUUCCUUCACUUUAACCAACUCUUUACUCGUGGGAAAGGUGACACAUGGCUAAUAUAUUCCUUUUGGGCCUUUUUCUCUCUUUCGAUUAAACAAACCAAAAGCAAACCCUUUUUAAUCAGAAUUUCAAGAAAAAUCAAUUGUUUCUUUCAAAUCUGUUUCACUUGUCUGCUUCUUCCCACAUCCCCACUAAUGCCACAUUUUCCUGUGUCAAGUGUUCAAGCUAUUACUUCUGAAAAUAAGUGGGGACUUAAGAAAUGGUGCCAGUUGUGAGCAUGGCAAAAUAAUGACUCUUCUUCUAAUCAUUUAUAAGUUGCUUAGUUUGCCUUAAGCAGGAUUAUAUUGGCAGUCCUAAAACGCAUAUCUAAAGUCAUUAAUUUAAUCUUAACAGUACAGCAUAAUAUUGAGGAAAAUAAUGAUUGAAAUUCUGCUCCCUGCUGACAUGUAAUAAAAGCUUCAGCAAGUUGGAUUCAACCCCAAAGCAUCUAGAAUUCCAGGUUUAUCUUUCAAGCAGGUUAGAGACUUAAUAGGGGGCCCUGGUUUCAAAAAGUCUCUGUCUCCCCCCCCCCCUAUUUUUUACACCAAGGCUGCUUUAUGGGCCAGUUGGCCCAAUUCUAGCCACACCAUCCACUGCUUGUUUUGACCAUUAGCUGGUCAAAUCCAAAUCUUACUGAAGCAGAGAGAUGAGGGGAAAUGUGCAGGUGGUAUUCUGCUCAAUCAUUUUGUGAAAAACAACCCCGCUGCAACUUUCCACUGUUCAGUGAAAGAAGCCUUAACUAUGAUUGACUUCUAGGGAAGCAGUGAUAUCCUUAGAAGCAAAAGGAAGUCUAGAGUGACACACUUGCUGUCUGAAUAAAGGAUUUCCUGGUUCAUUUUAAAAACAUGUUUUUUGUUUUCCAUGGAAGGAGGUAUAUAGGAUUUAAUAUUGUCAUGAUUGGACAUGACUAUAUCUUAUCUACAGACAAAACGUAGCAGCUAAGACUGGACGUUGCUGUUUCUAACUUGGGUUUUAUUUCAUGUAAAUGAUUUUUAAAUUGCCCUAUCAAUGCUAAUGGGAAUGAAGGCCAUUGCUCUUAUUCCAAAUUUGCCAGUUGGGUGGGAGAGGCAAGAGAGUGGCUUACAUUAGCCCUGCAAAAUAGUCUAGUGUUGUUAUAAGCCAUGUUACAAAGACAGAGGAUUCAAAGAGAGUAGUGUACAAGAACCAAGUGGUAGGGUCCCGUAUUGUUAUCCAUUCUCCUGGUGUUUUGUUUGCAUUUUUUUAGGAAUAUAAGGUUGGGGAGGAGAUAGUGAAGUUGAGCAUAACCACUGGUGUUGGGGGAAUGAGGUGCUAAGCAAGUGACACUGUUGCUUCUUUAAAAGCACUAAAAGAAUGAGAGAGAGGAAUCUGUACAACAAGUAUUAGAAAUACAAUUCUUGCUUUAUUUUCUGGUAAAGGUAAAGGGACCCCUGACCAUUAGGUCCAGUCGCGGAUGACUCUGGGGUUGUGGCGUUCUUCUCAUUUUACUGGCCGAGGGAGCUGGCGUACAUCUUCCAGAUCAUGUGGCCAGCAUGACUAAGCCGCUUCUGGCGAACCAGAGCAGCACACGGAAAAGCCGUUUACCUUCCUGCUAGAGUGGUACCUAUUUAUCUACUUGCACUUUGAUGUGCUUUCAAACUGCUAGGUUGGCAGGAGCAGGGACCGAACAAUGGGAGCUCACCCCGUUGUGGGGAUUCAAAUCGCCAACGUUCUGAUCGGCAAGCCCUAAGCUCUGUGGUUUAACCCACAGUGCCACCCACAUCCCUUUUAUUUUCUGGUACCCAAAGGUAAUUUUUUUGUAUAAUGCCAUACUGGUUUCCUUCUUCCCAUCACAGGAGCUUGUGUGAUUCAGCCACAGAUUGAUGCUGAAAUCCAUUUUGAGAACAUAAAAGUUGUUGAAAAGUAACUGUAAGUGAAAACCGUUGGUGUGUUUUAAGAUUCCUGUCUGCAGCUACAAUGAUGCACAGAUUACUUUUUGCCAGCAUCUGUGUGUCAAAAAUGCAGCAGGUUUAUGUUUGAAUUCCAGUAUCAUUGUAAUAAUACACUGCAACAUAAGAAGUGGGUAUAUUUAUGUCAGAGCGCUUCGCUUUCUAGCUACCAAAACAUACUUAAGAUAAUACACUGUGAACUUGCCUCAAGUUCAUUGUUCUGCAUUCUGCUUUCCCCCCUUCUGUAUGCCCAUAUCCAUAAAUUGAGGGCAAUGAAACAAGAAGGGAAAGUGGCUUGAACAGAAAUGGAGGGAAACCUGUGCUGAACUGGAUUGCACCUGGGUUAGAGCUUUCUGGUGAACCUAAUCUAUAGUUGUGGUGGUGAAGAAAGAGUUCUCCUUCACUAGCAUUGCCUCUUUUUAGUGUUGUGCAGCAGAGCUUUUUUUUUUUUAGGUGAGGCUUUCCAUAAUCCAUGUGUUUGAGCCCUUGGUGGCACAUUUUGGCAUAUUUGUAAGGUUGAAAUGCUUGCAUCCAUUAUGACUUAGACUCCACACUUUUAAUGCAGUUUCAUUAGAAGUAGCUAUUUUCCUCUUUGUCCUUAAUAUUUUCUUAAUGCUCUUUCUUUCUUUUUUCAUAACUAUGUUUGAUUUACACACACACACACACACACAUAUUUAUAUAGCAAAAUAUAUAUUUAUGCAUUUCUCUCUCUCUCUUGUAUACCCACCAUGCCCACGAUAAGUUUUCAGGGCAAAAGCAAGCCAGGUACAGGUGCAGGAACAUGGGGGAUUGACAGAAAGACAGGCAGACACAAUUAGGAAAGAAUUCAGGGCAGGAAGCAAGCCUCAAAAAGAAAAGGAAGAGGUGCUAAAAGCAGAAAUUGUUCAGGCAUCUUUAAGUUGGAGAGGAGGAAAUUCCAUUUUAAAAAGCAUACCAUCAAGAGCUUUCUUUAAAAUAAUAGUCCAGAAUUACCAUAUCUCUGUCAACAUUAAUCAUUUCCAACUAUAUUAAUGUUUUUGGAAUUCAGAUAUUCUUAUGUGAUAAUUUCCUUGCUGGGAUCAUAAAAAGCCUCCUGUACAGGAAAAAAAAUGUUAAUUUUGGUGAGAUAACUUCUGCCCUUUUCUUUCAAAGAUCAAGAUAUGCUUUAUUUUAAAAACAGAAUCAUCACCCUUUUAAAGGGGUUGAGUAUAUUGUACACUUGGGAGCAGAGAAUAGGGAUGAGUGAAUAUGUCAAUUUUGAUUUCUCUUAGUUUUUCAUUUUUUACAAAUGUUAAGUUCAGUUUUCACAUUUUCACAUCAGUUCACUUUUUUUAAGUUCUCAUGAAGAUUCAUCAGCAUUUUAGUGUAAAUUUCUCCUAAUCCAUACAUUUGCCAGAUAUACACAUUAUUUAGACAUACUUUUCCCUAAUACAAUGUAUUUUUGCAUUUUACUUCCCCUCAUAUAUACAUUUACAAGCACAUUUCCCAAAACAUAUGCAUUUCAUACACAUUAAUGGGCCGCAGAACUGCAUUGUAAAAUUCAGGGAAGUGCAAAUGUCAACGGAUGGCUGUGUUUUGUUUCACGUAUUGUUUCAGAAAGUGUUAAUUAAGUAAAUUUGCCUUUAAAUGCAGACUGAAUUUCAUUUCUCCUUCAUCUAUCAAGUUUGGUGCCUACAACCACUGUAUUCAGUAUAAUUCUCUAUUAGAGAAAUGGUUUGAAAUUUGUUUAUACAUGGUUCCUCACACUGGUGCAAAUGGCACAUACUCACUACUCAGGGAGUAAGUCACACUGGAGACACUGUGGAGCCGUAGGGACUUAUUGGUACCUAUAGUGGACCCGCCAAUUGGUCCAUAUGUUCUGGACUGCCAGUUUGUGACGGGUUUCCCCCAGGUCUUAAUUAAGAAGGCAUUAGCAUGUUUCAUCAUAUGAUAUGAUCUUGUAUACAUGGCCUAUCUGUUCUUUCCUACUUAAUUAAGAAAACUAAAUUGGAGCAUCCAAAACUGUUAAAAUUUGAAUCAGUGCUGUCAAUUGCAUUUGAUUUCCCCCACAAUCACUGUAGUUCUCUUUUGAAAACCACUGUUUGAUAUUCAGAAGGCAUUCCAUGAGCACCUUGCUCUGUCUAAUUAUACAGUAGUGCCUCGCAAGACGAAAUUAAUUCGUUCUGUGAGUCGUUUUGUAUUGCGAAAAUUUCAGCUUGCGGUUUUCCAAUGUAAGCAAAGAAAAAAAGAAAAAAAUGCAAAAAAAAUUCGUCUUGCGAAGCACGGCCAUAGAAAACUUCGUCUUGCGAGUUUUUCGUUGCACGGUGCAUUCGUCUUGCAAGGUAACCACUGUAUAAAAGGAGUCUGAGCCUUUCUGUUUUUACUCCUGUGCAGUCACUUGCAUUGUCUUUAGCUUGCUAGUGAAUUGGGCCAUCUUGUUUUGGUAUAUGAAUGGCAUUUUCAUUAUAUUGAAGUGUUGUGUUCUGCAGAGCUCACUAGCAAAAUGGAAGUCUUUAAAUUCAGUUGUCCAAUAAUUGCAUACUCUAUGUACUAUCUUGCAGAAAUUCAUCCUGCAUAUUAUAAUGACAGUGGUGGUGUUCCAUUCAUCUGCCCAGCAGUUCUUUAAUCUGAUCCUUUAAUUUAGACAUUUAGCAAAAGUGCCAGGAAACAAAUGUUUCCUAUAUCUUGAUCAAUAUUGAUAGAUAAGGACUGUGUAGUAUUCUAGGCAUCAUUUUACCUUUUACCUUUUUCUUCUUCUAAGCUUGACAGUGAAAAUGUCAGACAGAUGCACCCUGAAAGAUAACAUCUUUCUCCAAAAGGUGAAAGUUGGUCUCACUAUAAAAUAAUGCAAACCGAAAAGUAAAUGUUAUUUAUUCUCAAACUGAGCCUUUCUGAGAAUGAUGACUAUGAUCUAUUGAGAUUUUAUCCUAUUGUUUUUUUUAAAAUAUAUUUUUAUUAAUUUUCCAAUUAAAACCAAUUAUAUCACAUUCAUUAUUUCAAAUUAUACACAUAUAUAUCAAUCAAACCGAAUGUUAUGCCAAAUCAUCUAGAAAAUUUUUUUGGGUUCCCAUGCUUCAAGAAAUUGGGGAUUCCUCGCAACCGUCCACUGCCGUCUUUUUUCUAAAGUUCAAAUCGUCUCUCCAAGUUCAUAAUAAUCCAGAUCUUUCCCUUACAGUCACAUAGAUGUUUUCCACUUUCAACCGAUUGUUUGAUAUUUAUCUCAGCAGCUGGGAAACAAAGUUUCACAGAUGUUCUUUCUCCUGUGUGGGUUAAUCAGUCCGGCCUCCCCAUAAAUCUUCUUAGUCUGGAGCUCCCUGUUGUGUCGUCAACACGAAGCAGCGCCAUCUUAAAAAGCUCAAAUCACUUUCGUUUUCUCUCAUAGCCAUGUAGAUUAACGAUCUUUGUAAAAUUUACAGCUUUUCCAGGCAGAAGACCCAAACAUCAAACCAUAAACUCUUGGUAAAUUAAUGGAUCUCCUUGCCCUAUAGCUGAACUUAGCUUCAGGUCGCUGCUCCAAUUCAAAGUGCGUCACAGCUCAUAAAUCCUCCGAACGCGUCCAGGCACUCCUUCCGUCCAACUAGGGGGGGGCUUUUCUCAUCGGCAACUCCACAUCUUUAAAAAAUAUGCUCAGUAACAACAGUUUAUAAAGUUCAACUCACACAGUCUUUUGCUUCUCUUUCACUCCAAACAAGCCAGGACAUCGCGUCUGGGAAGGUACGAAGUAACUCAUAUGAAGAAAAAUAAAAAAAAACUCACUUCCCUUAUCGCUCCGUCCCCAUCAAUCCUUCUUCCAGAUGAAAUACAGCCUUUGACUCCUCUCCCUCAGCAGCAUAAAUUUCUCAGCAGUAAACAGCGCUUCUUCCCCUCCUUCUGAAGUAUGUCCAUAGAUUUAAGCCUAAUUAUCUUCUUUAACCAUGGAAAUCCCCGCCAUGCAGAUUAGCGUCCGGGAGUCCUGGCCCUCGUAAGUGCUUUUCAGCCCAAGCCCCCCCCCCACUCCAUAAACAGUCGGAGUGGGUCUGGGGGCAUCGCGGGCCAGCGGCCCCUCUCCGUAACCCCCGGAGAGGGUAGGGGGUUGCCAUUUACUCCCCUAGUAACCGCCAAAUUCCUCACGAAGGUCAGAGGGAUGGAAAACAGGUCCGCCAUUCCUGCCGGCGGAAACCGGAACCUGAGAUUUUAUCCUAUUGAAGUGAAUAAGAGAUGCACAACAUUGAAUUGGAGCUGCAUGGCCCUGAAAUCAUGAUUAUAUUUAUGCAAGAGAAGUCCAUAAUGAAUAUUGUUCUUUUGUGUACUCCAUAGCUGGAUUGCAAAAGCAGCAUCAGCAUCUUCUAAGUGCCUGUAAGUGGGAAAAUAUAGUAAGCCCACAAUGGAAAGUCCUGGGUCAGCAAUUGGGGAGCUAAACUGGAUGCCAGAUUCCAAAUCCCUGGACCCAGCUUUCUGUGUUCAGGAGAUCACCUGGGAGCUGGGCCAUUAAAAGAACAAAAGAAAGAUAAUGGACCCUUAAGAAAGCCAAAGACAGAGGUUUUGUGCCAGAUGACAAUUGGUUGUGGCUCCUCCUCCCGCUUUGAGAUAGCCAGAGUUUAGAGUUGAUGGUAGGCUGUGAUGUGAGCUAGAGGGAAACAGGUUGCAAGCUGGCAAAGGCAGCAAGCCGAAAAGUCAGAGAGGUGGAACACAAUGUUGGAUGUCUGUUUGAAUCCAGGGUCUUUGGGGAUAUUGAUGCAGUGAACCUGUCCAUCAUAGGCUCAGGUUGUAUAUGUGUGUAAAUAGGCCAUAUUUCCUAAAGACAGGCCAGUCUUUGCUGUGCCUCAUUUUCAGAAUGAAACAUGAACCCUGGCUGAGUGCCUGGAACCCCUGGAAUUUCACACCGCUAUGAGAUGGGGGUGGCGUGUAACAAUAUAGUGACUUGUGUACAUAUGUAUGAUGUAUCUGGAAAUUAAAUACACUUAGGUUUGAAGAUUAUUUUAGUUGUGAAUUAUUAUGUUGAGGUUUGUAUUAAUUAUGCAUAUAUUUCUAGAAGUGGUAAUGGAAUAUGCAUUUGGUAUAUUUACCUUUAUUAUACUAAAGUAAUUUUCAAAACGUGUACUGUGAUGCUUAGUGGUAAUUAUGGACAUUGAAGUCGGCAAAUUAUAAGUAAUUAGAGCAGGUUUCCAUAGUAAUUCCUGUGUUCCGAGUCCUUUGGUUAUUUGGCCAUAUUUUUGGGAAAGACAAUCAAAUGAGGCAAUCUUUGGGACGCAUAAAGAAUGAAAUUAUAUAUAUUUACACUUGUUUAAUCCUAAAUCAGAAUAUGGUUUUCUAGAACUUCCAGCAUUAUAGCUUAGUUUAUUAUGCUACUGUAGAAAACAAGCAACAGAAAGAGAGUUGAAAUCAGUAAAACAUUACAGAAUUUAAAAUAAAGCAGAUAGACUGAGGCCUUGGUUGUCAUUUUUAGGUCACUGCUGACAUCUCUGAAUAUAAUUUUCAUAUGAACUGCAUUUCAGGCCUUGUAUGUGCUUGAAGAAGCGACAUUUUCACAGCGGGGGACCAAAUCAAAAUGAAGCAGUCAGAUGCAGGUGCACAGUAAUGGAAGUGGGCUAUUUACCCUCAAGCAGGAUUGCUGGGCUGGGAAAGCAGAAACUCUCCCAGCAGAAUGGCCCUGCUAUUUCUCUCUGAUAUAUAUCUCAGUGCCAAACAGUAUUCAUAGGGGGCCUAAAUAAUUGUUCUUUCACUUGUAUUUAAUGAGAUGCAUUGCCCAAUGCUGAAUAACUGAGGCACUUCCUUUUGUUAUGCUAACUAGAUGCUAUUCAAGCCCUGCUUUCUUUGACUUGUUUAAUCCUUCCUGCUUCUCCAGCCUCAAGCCAGGCAGGGAAACAGUUGAAAAAAUGGAGGCUUGCACUGUGUAUACAUCUGCUGCCUAGCUCAGUCCUAUUUUGUUAAUAAAAAAAAAGUAAGAGGGGAAGAAUAUAGGAUUUGUAUAUGCAGCAU
Messenger RNA from Zootoca vivipara (common lizard), 17396 nucleotides. The record is from RefSeq and is a predicted model, not a curated record. NCBI's taxonomy places the organism in Eukaryota, Metazoa, Chordata, Lepidosauria, Squamata, Lacertidae.